AUGGCUCCUUCAGCUACUGUCAAGAGGCCAGCUCAAUAUAAGCAAUCAUCUCGUAAGGGAAAGAAAGCAUGGAGAAAGAACAUUGAUCUGACCGAUAUUGAACAGAGUAUUGAGACUAAGAAAGAGCAUGAAAUAACUCAUGGUACUUCGGAUAUAGGAUCUUUGAAGGAUGAUGCACUUUUCCAGGUUGAUGAAGCUGGUGAUAAGACGUUGAAAAGUAAACUGAUUAAGAGAAAGCAGAUAAAGAAGAAUUUGAAGAGUAAAGAAAUUUUAGAUGCAGUGAAGACAAACUCCAAGGUUGGAGCUAUUAAACAUCUGAAACAUAACGAGAAAAACAAGGGCAAGAUUCAGACUGUUUCGAAAAAGGAAUUGAAGAAGCUGAUGGCUUUAGCUGGUAAGAUCGAUGGUGAGUCGAAAAUUAAGAAUCAUGUGGCUAGAGAUGGUUUGAUUAAAUCGGAUUCUCGUGAUCUGUGGGGCGUUGAGAAAGUGACAAAGGUUGUCACUCCAGCAGGCAUUUCAAUAGACGUCAAUGAAAAAGUUGAAAUUCCAGAGACUUUAUUGAAAAACUCCACCACCGGAUGGUCGAUCGCAUCUGUCAAGCCAAAGACUCUUGAUAAUGCUCCAAUUCAAGUGAGAGAAUAUGAAGAAAUUCCACACGCAGGUAAGUCUUAUAAUCCACACAAGGCAGAUUGGUCCAAUUUAAUUGAAAAGGAGUACAGUUUAGAAAAGGUCAGAGAAGCCAACAGAAUUGCGAUACAGGAAUACAGACAAAGGAUUCAAAAAUUGAUGGAUGUUUUGGAUGACAGUGAAGAAGAAGUAUCAUCUGAUGAGGACGAGGAGAAUGAAGGUGAAGAAAACGAAGACAAAACUAUCAGUGAUAGGUUAUCAAUCAAUGAAGUGGUCAAGAACAAGAAAAAAACAAAACGUCAAAGAAACAGAGCCAAGGUACACGAAGAAAAGAUUAAACUACAACAAGAAGUAAAGAAGCUCAAAGCAAUGGUGCGUGAUCUAGAAAAUCUGGAAGAAACUGAGAGAUUAGUGCAACAAGAAAAUGAACAAAAGCAGAGUGGACAAAGUGUCGAAAAGAAGAACAAGGUAAAUAAGAAGCACAAGCUGGGGACCAAAUAUUCCGCCCGUGAGGAUAACUUGGAAGUUAAAUUCUCUGAUGAACUAUCAGAUUCUUUGAGAAAACUGAGACCAGAGGGCAAUUUGUUGUACGAUCAAGUGAGGAAGCUGCAAAGUUCUGGUAAAAUGGAAUCUCGUGUGCCAGUAAAGAAAUCUAGAAGAUACAAGCAAAAGAUUUCUGAGAAAUGGACUCAUAAGGAUUUUAAAUGA
Torulaspora delbrueckii is the source of this 1335-nucleotide messenger RNA. It is a transcript of the gene NOP53, whose product is annotated as Nop53p. Gene Ontology annotation, molecular function: 5S rRNA binding. The transcript has a single exon. Bases 1 to 1335 code for a protein of 444 amino acids. The record is from RefSeq and is a predicted model, not a curated record. Gene Ontology annotation, cellular component: nucleolus. Gene Ontology annotation, biological process: rRNA processing; ribosomal large subunit assembly. NCBI's taxonomy places the organism in Eukaryota, Fungi, Ascomycota, Saccharomycetes, Saccharomycetales, Saccharomycetaceae.